AUGACUUCAAACCGAAGCAAAUCCACGUCGUCCUCAGAGAAUGGCAUGCCGGGAUCCCUGGUGUCCACAGUCGCGUUUUUGCCGCACAAGACUGGAAAAGAGAAACAACGCGCCUCAAAUUCUAAAUCUUGCCUCGUUAAGGUUGCUCUUGUGGCCUUGCCAAUACUCCUUCUGUUAGCAUUGGUUAUUGUUCUCGUGAUUCUCUUGACUAGUGGUGAUAAAAGAGACGAUCCAAAGACCAACGGUCUUCGUGCUGGUUGUAGCUACUCUGAAGAAGCCAAACGCAUUGGUUUGAAUGUAUACCUCGAAGAACUUUUUCAUAAACACUAUGAACUAAUGCCGGAGAAGAUAGGGUCGAAAGGGAAGGUGACUUUCGAUGAGAUUACGAAACAUUAUCGACCUUAUGAUCCAAGUCCGAGUGCUGUCAAGAACUUCACCGAUGAAGUUCGAAGGCUGUACGAGAAGAUGAAAGAGAUCAUCGGAAAGUCGGAUGGAUCACGUUUGAAAUUACGUGAAAACAAAGCUAUGUAUGUGGCACAAUAUUUGCUGAAGCAUUCCUUCGACUGGGGUCCUUACGAGCGAGAUUAUUACACGGGUGACUGGAUGUUUGAGCCAAAUUUGUAUUGUUGGCAGCCAAUUUGCGGUGUGCUUGAAAACUUUUUUACCGUGAUACCCUAUUUCAAGCCCGGUAAUCUCCAACAAUUGAAACGGCUUGAAGAACUCUUUAAGAAACACAACGAAACAAUUUCACGAUACAUUGAAAAUCUGAAGCUGGGCGUGGCAACUGGAAUAGUCCGCUCUGUGGAGUCUUGCAAAGCUGGGAUUAUUGCAAUUAAGAGAAAUUAUUAUCAAUUUGCUGUGCACAACGAGACAGGUAAGAUUCGAAUCACCGAAAGAUACUUACUAAGGAGGGAUAGUUCGUUCUGAUGAGGCUGGUUUUCACUUUGGAGGAAAUUGCAGGACUUUUCUUAAACAGAGAGGCAAACGUCUGACUUCCCGUCUGUCUGUCUAUCUGUCUACCUGUCUGUCUGUCUGUCUAUCUAUCUGUCCAUCUGUCUGUCUGUCUGACUAUCUGUCUGUCUGUGUGUCUCUCUAUCUGUCCAUCUGUCUAUCUGUCUGUCUGACAUUCAGGCCACUUGUCCUUCCGCCCAUUUAUCUCUCUCUUCACUUAUGUCCGUCUGUAUUUUUUAUGUCUGUCAGUUUGUUAUUAAGUGAUCCUGUCUGUUUCUGAAGCAAAUCUAUUUAUUAUUCAGGAAUUUUCAACGAGCAAUUAGGGAAAAAAGUCCUCUCAGAAGGAUUCACCUCAAAAAUCACGCCCGAAAUGAACGCCACGUGGUACGAGACAAGAGGCGAAGGCGUAUACCAGUCCCUCCGACGAUUUCUGUUGGUUUACUUGGGCGAACCGCUGACAAGACUUAUACGGUAUGGGACAUCAGUUGCUCUAAACCUGGUAUAAUAUUCUGUUGGGUUGUCAGAGGGUAAUAAAAAUUUAAUGCCUUCGGGAAUCAGAUAGAUACGUUCGCUCCAGUGCAUUUUUAGUGCAAAGUGUGACCAUGAUUCUCAGCGCCUCAAAUUUCAUUGGUAGUUGAUAACUGAACUGCUACUACGGCCUUUAAGCAUCUAAGCAUGCGCACUGAAAUUCAGUGACAGAUUUUAACAUCUGACAUUAUUAUCUUGUUAAAAUCAAAUUUCCAGUGAAAAAUUCAACUCAAAAUUUCGAGCGUGCUUGCCAGCGUUUGCCGUCUGGUUGAAAUUCUCGUUAACCUGGGUCUAAUUUUUUUUCUGUGCGAGCGAGCGAGAGUGGUAAUUAAAGUAAUCACGUCAGCCAAUCCGGAUUGAGAGCCAACCAGAUUUCACAGUGAAUAUGCUCACUUAAAAAAGGCGGGAAAAUGUAAGUGACCGAGUCGUGAUUGCUCUGAUUCUGUACUUGAUUGGUUAAUAAAAUGCUGCUGAUUUUCUAGACCAAUCACAACACCUAAUGGCAAAAAACUGAAAUCGCCAGAUUACCGGCCUCUACCCUCAACUGAAUAUUGUACUGUAGAUAUGAUUCCUAACUGAUAAACAUGUGACAUCUCUUACUGAUUUUAGAUACCUUGAAGAGGAACAUAUCAAAUAUUGUUACGAUGGUGCAACGGGAAUAGCGAAAUUACCCUUAAAUGCCGUAUACGCCGGUGGCGUUCGUGAUCCAUCUCGCCCGACUACUGGAAGCUUACCGAAUGGAGAAAAAUUCAAUGCAAGUACUUCGUACAAAAGACUACUGUCAUUUUUCACCAGUACCUCCAUUUCUCCAGAUAAAUUGAGAGCGAUGGGUUACAAAAAACUCGAAGCUUUACUCAGCGAGGUAUUUAUGUUUGUCUUUGCUGCGAAAGGGAGAGUUAUGUGCUUGAUUGUGAAUCGAAAGACCCCGCUUUUAACUCUAAAAAGAUGUACUGUGGUGAAUUCUUUGAAACAGUUGAAUAGAAUAGUUGAAUUAUCACGGUACCUUUUCCAUCCAGGAGCACAGGGGUUCCAGCAAACUGUCUGGGGGGGGGGGAUACAACCUUUGCAAUAAUAAAAUUUUCUUUAAAAUAAAGGAUUAUAUUCUGAAAAUUAUAUUUAAAAGAUAUCGGAAUAAAGGCGAGGAUCUGACACGUUUUCUCUUCAUACUGCGAGAAUGUAGGACCUACAAGGUUUCAUAUUAAUGAAACACUUAGUAAAGAAAGUUUUCGAACAUUUGGAGUGGACAAAAAUCAAGUUUCUAUUAUAAUAAUUCGAACCCAAACCAGUUUUGCCCUCACGGCUGAAUCCGAUAACAAAGCAGUUGAGUUACAUAAAGCAAAUCGGCAAGCGAAGCCAUACAAUAUGUUAACUCUUUACACCCUAACAGUAUGCAUCUUGUCCAUGUUGUUCUCUAUACAUUUACUUAAGGGCUGACAAGGAAAGUUUGUUUAACAAUCAACAGCUUAAUCUUGAGUUUAUGAUAAUUUCCUUUAUUCUCCUGACCUGACCUGAGUGGUUUAGAGGCGAUUAUGUAGAGAGAGACUAGAUGAUAGUCACCCUUAAGGGCCAGAGCGUUUAUUUGAAACUAGUGUCUUGCACACGGCCCCGAUCAGUCAGUGUCGGAAGCGCAUAUUUUGUAGAUGUAAAAGGGAGGUGCAGCGGUUUAUGGAUUUCUUUUCAUCAAAGGUAAAGAAUCUUGCGAAGCAAUAUACCGGAACCAAGGACGAAGACCAGGCUGUCGUUGAGUUCAGAGACGUUCUCAAAUCACGUGACAUGUUCUUUAACCGCGAUUCUUUCCCCAGUAACGAGUCUGGGGAUGAAGCAUAUAUGAAAUGCACUGACACUGAGGGAGCGCGCGCGUUUUGCCCUGUGCGCUGGAAAGCGCUACAGAAGUGGAUCAACUACACAAAACACGUAUGUAAAACUCUUGUCAAUUUCUAUUUGCACCGUUAAAGUAGAAUCUUAGAGGGGCAUCAACGUCAGUCAAAAAGAAAAAAAAUUUUGUUUAGUUCUUUUGGUUUUCAACCGCUUUAUUUAUAAAGAAGGGCCAAUCUUUUGGGAAAUUCUCAUUACCAUUAAAAAUAUUUCAUUUGAUAAAGAAUAACCUAUUUUCAGAACAACAACGAGUCUUUGAUACUUAAAAGUAGUGUGCUCUGCUUCAUUUAAAAAGGUUGCUGAAGUUCUGACACCCAAGAUAAAAAAUCUCUUCUACGAUUCCAAUUCGAAGAAAACGACACCAUCUUGUGGUAUUUCUGUAAAAGGCGACUACAAGCCUGAUGUUUGUUUCCAUGGUUACGAAAUGGGUUGCCCAGCGAGCCAGACACUGCCGUUCUUUAUGGACGAUUUUGGGCCAAAAUACACAGAGUUUACAACGACAUCUCAUGAACAGCUUCCAGGACAUCAUUUAGAGGUAAGAGAAGCUGGAUGGUGUCUGUUUCUUUCAUGCAUGAGUGCGAGCUAGAGCAUUGAAACUGCUCUCCUCUCUUGCAUGUUUUUUUUAUAUAUAUUCCCCUACAGUUGAAGCGGGUCGUGUCAGAGCUGUACACAGUUGACAAAGCAAGGAGCAAUGACGAUUUCUUCCCAACCCCACCCUUCUCGGUAGCGUCUUACCUGUGCUUAUUCCAAUUGCGACAUUGUGUAUACUGGUUCUGCUCUCUGUUUUCAAGUGCUCUUCUUUUUCUGAUUGCCUUUUUUUCUUCUGCAAUUGCUGGAUUUAUUUUCAGCCUAUGAUCCCUCCUACCUCGAUUUUUUGUAUGUGUUGUGGUUUUUGUUCUGUGUCCUUGAAAUGCGUUCAACUCUGUCUUGAAGAUUUAUCACUCAAGCAGACAGUCUACCACAAGCCCUUCCAGCCCUACCUACUUUCUAUUGAGAUUCGAAAGACACCCAUUACGUCCUGUGAUUGGUAUAGAAAACGUAAGCCACCCUGUCAGCCAUUAGAUACAAAAGUAAACCAAUCCAGACUAGGUUACGCGCACUUUUUGCGCCUCAUUGGUGCAUGGUGGUUAUUUCUUUUGUUCCUAUCUGCCGUCGUUAUUAUUUUGGUGGUGGUUCUGCAACAUCCACCCAAAAUGCAAUUUACAUCAUACCUUAACGUCCCCGUGGGUAAUUUCCCUCACUUUCCCUGAGUCCAUUGCGAAAGUGUCCGACAGUCAUGAUUUGUGACUCUCUUUUUAAUCUCAGGUCGGAGGUUUUGACGAGAAUUUUCAAGAUCACUGUGAGGAUGCAAUAUCCUGGAUAUCUGCUGAAAACUAUAUUCCCCCUUUCACCGAGGGAUGGGCAACCUAUGUCGAAUAUCCUUUGAUGGCCAAAGAUACCAAUUCCUACAUCAAUGUAUUGGAUAAGAACAUUUUGUUACAGAAAUAUGGGAUGAUGAAAUAUCAGGUAACUCAUGCCCAAAUGACACGUGUAUUGUUUGCUAUAGUGAGGCAGUGUGGCCUAGCGGUUAGGGAGCUGGACUUGUAUCUGGUGGUCCUGGAUUCAAGCUCUCCAUUCUUCUUCUUACAAGAUUUGUUCUCGGUUGUCUUGGGUUCAACUCCUUGGCUGCACUUUGUAUAUAGCCAACUAUAAAUCUAUAGCAGCCAUUAAGGAGAAUUGCACAUCCGAUCAAGGAAGUCAAAGGGAAGUUAAAUGGUUAUAUUGAGCAAUGUUAUGUAAAGCGAACUAGGAAAGAACUGUAAAUAAAGUUCAGUGAACUGAAUUGAUUGAAACCACCAGUAAGAGAAAGACACUCCUCGUUGCUUCUUUAUGUUCUGUCCGACCGUUAUUUUUUACAAAUACAGACACGCGUUAAAAUUCCGUGUUUCUCAUUUCGUCUGCUCUUUACUAAAUAAGGUACUCACGCAUUACACGCUAAACACGGAGCAUGCGUAAGGCAGAGGUGAGGUAAUCAAAAAUUAUUUCUUUCCAGAUCCUCGCUGCCCUACGAUCUGUUUUGGACAGUGGCGUUAAUUACUUCGGAAUGACGCGCGAGGAGGCCACCAACCUUUACGCGCAGUACGCUUGGGACGAAAGUGACCUGGCCGUCAAGGAUAUCACGCGGUUCCAAAAUACUCCAGCAAUUGCCAUGAGCUACAUGAUUGGCCACGAGACGUUCGUCAAAUUGAGGCAACAGGCCCAAAGAGAACUGGGAGAGAGUUUCUCGAUGAAAGAGUUUCACUACCAAAUUCUACGUCAAGGAGAGAUCCCUUUAGAGUACCUGGAGGAGCACAUUUCGCGUUUCAUCAAAUGCAAGAAAGGCUCCUCGGAGCGAAUUUGUGCAGAAAUACUCUCGUGACAAUCUAUGAGGGAAGCUAACUUUAAAAUAAGUUCAAGCAAAAAAUACUUUAAACCAUAAGAAAUAAUUUUUUUCCAAUGUACUUUAAAUUCUCCAAACUAACGUUAAGACACACCGACUAAGUUCUGAGGGAGAAUUUGCGAUUUCCUCUGGGAAAUUAUUUUGAAAUAUUUUCCCUUUGCAUGGAAGCAGAAGCAUAUAACCUUGGUUUCUGAGGAAAGGUAAUCAAAGUGUCCAGUGUGAACAAAAAUAUGAUGUCUGUAUUACACGGUAUUUGCUAAAAUACUUGCGUGUUGCAGUGCGUUUAAAAACAAUUUUAAUACUGGACACUGUGUUAGAAGCUUUGGAAUAAAGCCCUGGAGAUUCAUCGAAGUUAGAUUAAAAAAGCUAGAAUAUGUUACACAGAGAUUCUAAAAAUAUGUAAUAUAAAUUAAAAGACUUAGUGCUGAAGAAACUUAAGAGAUCGGUAGACAGAUUAUAAAUGAUGCGUUAAAGUCAUUCCUAAUGGUUGCAUGCACAGCUAUAUUGUAAAUAAUUACGCGUGUGAACAUUGGCGCGCAUAUCUUAGUUGUUUUAAACGAACACCGUGGGAUUUCGCGGUCGUUCUCGCCCCGCCGGCCGAUGUCAAAGUCAACAUUUACCCAUUCCAAGCAAAAGAGACUGUGGUACUGCGUCGGUGGGAGAGUAUAACAAUGUAAUUUAGUGUUAUCAACUGAGUUGAUAACGUAAAUUGGCCACCGUAAAGAGUUUCAAAGCUGACGUUUGGAGCGUUAUCCCUUCGUCAGAGCGAUUGAAGAAGGGCCAACACUCGAAACGUCAGCCUUGAAACUCUUUACGGUGGCUAAUUUACGACAUUAACCCACUUGACAAUGCUAAAUUACUCUUUACUGCAUAUAAUCGUCAACUUAGGUGUUGUAAAUACAAUAAGCUAAUAGUAGAUUUCUCUCAUUUACUACCAAUAAAGGAAAAUAUGCCAACCUUAAUUUGUUAAUAACUUGUCUUCCAUAAGAAAUAUCAACACCCCUAAGGUAUAUCCCGAGGGUUUGUAUCAUGGCGGGGGCGGGGACUGGGAGGAUUAAAAUUUCUCGUAUCCCCAGCGUACCUCGUCCACUAGCUUCAUGACGUACGUACGUGUUCGUCAUAAGUUGAUACGCCGGUGUGAUGGCGGGAGUGCUUGAUGUUAAAUAGAAUUCCUUAUAUUUUUUAGAAUGCUUUGGGAGAAGUAUGACCACACAUGUUCCGCACACGUUCUGAGCUUGGAUCUAGCCGCACGUGAUUAAACCCUUAAAAUUUUUGUCAUAAUUUUAUCGCCUAAAAAUAUCCUCAGUUUCGGUGUACUGUAAGGCGCAAUUUUUCAUGGGGGGGGGGGGAAGAGUCCCAGUGUGUCAAACAGAGGGUAUUCACCAGUUUUCGCCAUCUGAAUAUUUUAGGCUUUUGGCUUUUAAAAAAAAAGCUCACAAAAGGAUCCCUCCCCCUUAACUUCGCCUUUGCACUGACAAUUAGUACCCAUGUAAUAUAACAGACAGCCUCAACCCGGCGGUUUGUAUCUUUCCUCAACGUCUUCCUUAAUGCCGGCUGUGGUGAAAAUAAAUGGUGUGCAAAAUGCAAGGUAUGUUAAGGUUGUGCCAUAUGCCUCGACCCUAUUUCCAUUAGUGAAAUGUGUCCCCCAUGUUUUCAGGAGAUUUAAUCCGUUCACUUUGGUGAGCUCGAUCCUGGAAGCCUGUUGGAGUGCAGUUAACUUUCGUCUUACAAGAGAGAUCCUUUCUAGCAAAUUCAGAUCAAAACUUUCAUUCCCUCACUCUGCAUUGUUUAUCCACGCAACCUUGCGAACCUGUUGAUUCUCAGGAGUAAUUUCAAUACUGUUUCCUCCUUUCCUUGGAGGAACCUCUCCCUUGGCUUUCCCACCAGAGAAGCUUGAACGAUUCAAAUCUCCAUUUUCUUUACCUAAAGCACUGUGGUCUGUCUUGCUCAUCGCAGAAACUUUCUGCGGAUAAAUUUUAGAUUCCCUUGUCUUAGAUCUUCUCCUAUUUUUCCCACCAGAACCUGAGUGAGACAUUUUGCCUUGUACAUCUUCACCUAAAUGCUUAGUAAGUUUUAUCUUGGUUAAGCCCAUUGUAUAAUGUUUGGAUGGACAUGUUUGUAUGUUCAUGUACGUUUUAUCCCAAGUGAUUUUCUCAGGCAUGUUGAUGUCAAAUCUUUCAGCUUUCUCUUCGCUUUCAUGGUGUAAGUUUUGCUCCGGCCCGACCAAAGCACGCGCUUUCGCACCGCUAAUCUUUUUGUCCCUCUUUCCUUUGCCUGCAUGGUUCAAACUUGUAGAAUUUCCAUUACCAUGGACUUGAAGAGAGCUUCCACUAACUUCUCUUUCAAUGUUAUUAUUGAACACUCCGUUCUCGGCAUUAUGGUAGGAGUGUUUCUCUUUAUUGUAUUCGCUAGUUCCAAAGGGAUCUUUAAGAAACUGCUUGACGGCACAUCGGACUCGAGGUAAACGAGUAUAGUAUAUAAUCGGGUUAACAGCGCUCGAGAAGUAAGCACAAUACCAAGCAAUGAAUGCAAACCACAUUUGAGCCUGGUUCACUUCCUGAAGACCUAUGGUAGCAAACACAACGACUGGAAUGUGGCAGAAUAAAUAUGCAGCUAUUGUAAUGAAGAUGGUUUUGAUGGCUUUUAGGUCCUGUUUAAGUCGAGCCACGGCCUGCGUAGCACAUAGGUUCAUCACUCCCCUCUGCAAAAAAUAAAUACUGGUUAUGCAACAAUUCCUUUUUAUGCUAUCAUGGAUAAUAUUAGUGUCGUACCCACGCCUUCCACGGCCAAGCCUACAUUUCAGUGGCAGUUAAACGAUAGGGUCUGGGUUAGAGAUUUGGAUGAUAUAAUAAGUUAUAUUACGCACGCAUUUAUUAUUGGAGGACAGAUGCAUUUAUGAUGUCACUAUUGAUUCUUCGUUUUAUUAUGAGAAAGUCUUGCAUAAUUAUCUAAAGCUACUAUUUGGCCAAUUCGAUUCCUCUCGGGCAGAUAUACCCGCGUCCAUCAUCCGUGAGAUGAUUCCAAAAAUACAUAAAUGACAGUGAAUGACAAUUAACAAAACAAAACAAACAUAAUUUGGUACCUUUUUUUUCUCCAUCUGUAUUGCACGAGCUGUCAAGCACGACAGUAUUACUGCAAAGGAGACAAAAAACGCUCUUGUAGCAGCGACGAAGAGUUUUCCUUGUUUAAAGAUCUCAGUUCUGUAGUGAAUAACAUGCGCAUCACCAAGAUUGAUGUCGGAAAGCAGGAUCAAGGAUGAGACCGUCGAAAUAAUACUGACAAACCAAACGAGAGAAAUACAGAUGACUGCAUUCGUCUUUGUUUUCCAAGCAAGAUACUUAAAACCAUACGAAAUUGCCAGGUACUUGUUUACCAAAAUGACGAGCAUAGAAAGUAGAUUUAGUGUCGCAAAGAGCCGAUCGAAACCGCAUGUGAGAAUUCCUAAUGCUUUGCCCCUAAACCAACCAGCCUCUAAAACUGUGUAAAUCAUAUACAUAGUAAAGGCUAUAACUGCACUUAGAAAAUCCACCAGACAAAGAUUGGCGAUCAAGAUGUUCUGAAUUGUUCGUAACGACUUAAACCGAGCAAUCACAGCGAACAUUAGACCGUUGCCGAGUUCACACGCCAAUAUAAGGAUAAAUGUCAACGCACUCAUGAUGACUUUGGUUAUAAGUGGUUUUCCUGGAUACAUAGCGGCUGGAACAGUGAUGGCUCGGGAGCUAAAACAAAUUAUGAGAUAAAAAGAUGACAGAAAACCGCAAUUUCAUGUAAAUAGUGUAUUGAAAGACAUCCGAACAAAACAAAGGUACAGAGGAGACCGUGCUAAACAAUGGAAAAAUGGGAACGAAGUAUUGUUAUCACUUUUCGUUUCUGCAGCUGGUUCUAAUUGGAUCAAUUAUGUUCUUUAAGCAGCUUUAUAACCAAAUGCAGUUGUUAGCCUUGACCUAAAAUUCAAUACUAUUUAAUAACCUGGUUUUAUCUCAAAUCCAAUGGAUUUGAUGUUAAUACUUAAGCAUCAAAGUCGAAUAAUUUGCCUGAUCAUAAAAAAUUACAAUUUCCUCCAUAGUGAUGGGCUUAAAAAGCUCCUAUUUUCCACUAAUUCAUUUGCCAAGUUGUUAUCGGACAGUUUGUUAACGGACAGUUCAAUAAGCCAAUCACAUUCAAAGUUGUAGUUGAAAUCAACCAAUCACCAGAAAUCCAUUACAUUUUGAUUGUAGUGAUAAACAAAUCGGACUUCCGCUGCGCGGUCGUCCGAUUUUGUUAUCACUUGUAUGCUUACAGACUGAAUUGGACUCCUGGAGUUGGACAUUACUGAUCAAAUCCGAUAAACAUGUUUAAAGGACUAAGAAAUUUAUGAAUAAUCACUGCUGGCAAUGCUGAUGUAACACCACAGGAUACUUGCGUAAUAGCUUUAUUGGCAAAAAUUGAUUCUUUAGUAAUGAGUUUCUGAGGAAUAUAUAAAAAUGUACUCUAAAUUUCUCCUUUUUUUUUUCAAUUGUCUUAAUUUAGAAUGUGUUCGUGUGAAAUAAAGUACACUCAGCUCUGAGUCUAUUUUGCUAUCACUAGUCGAGCAGGGAAAAGUGGCAGCUUAAGGCAUAGAGGAAUAAAAUGGGUGAAGUUUCCAAAGAAACUGUGUCGCUGUUUCGGUUAAGGGUAUUACAAGAUAAUCUGUUAGUUCGACUCCUAGAUGUAGCUUGUGAGAAAAUAAACCAACGAUAGUCCAAGCUUAUUUGCGCCUUAUGCAAAUCCCCGCUUGCAGAUUAAGUGUAGUCCUUAGAAAGUGAGUUGCAGUGUCUUCUUGACAGAAAUUCAAAUGAAUAGGAACACUUUGCAAAUGAAGUAUAAUCCCUCAGAUAAUGUCAGGUUAUUCAUGAUUGGAAAACAAGUAAACACGGCAAACAAGGUCUAUAUCCUUGUCCAAAGCAUUUAAAAAUAUCAAGCAGUUCUCUAACAAUUUUUGGUGUGUGCUUAUUAUCAGUAACGUGGUAGACAUUGCAGAUAUAACGUCAGCAAGACGUUGAUUUUCAAGUGAUGACAGGCCUAUUCUGUUAAGCAGUUCAGUAGAGGCUGUUUUUUUUUUCCUCAAAACGAAACGGAGGGCAUUCUCGUUUAUUUUUUACAAAUUUAUGGCAACUUUGCGUCAAAAAUGCAGCUCUCUGAUCGGUAGUUAAAAUGCAUAAGGAUAACAGUGAGUUAGAGAAGUUUUCUUGUAUGAAAUCGGAGAAUCUUUUUCAUUCGCUUGAGUACUGCAGUCUGUCGGGAGAUUUUCCUGUACACAUCGGCUAUGAGAUCAAAGCAGUUCUGGAUUAUAUUUAACUCUAAAUCAAAGCCAUCAAGUUGAAAAAAUACGUAGAAUCAGGUUCUUAGAUCACAGUCCAAUCCUUCCGUCUGGAUUUUAAUCAGUCUGCCUCACAUCAGUUUGCAUAUUUUCCAUACUUUUUUCUGUACAUUUCUUAAAAUACUGACAAGGAGAAUUUGUUUAACAAUCAAUAGCCACUUAAGUCUAUGAUCAUUUCCUUUGUUUUCAUGACUCUAAUGUUUGAUUCAGGGGUGAUAUUGUAAGGAGAGAUUAGAUGCGAGAUGGCAUCGUGUCGUUAAUUCCUCCUCCAACAUUCUUAUGAUUCCUGAAUCCAUAGUAUUUGCCUCUAGCCUAACGUCUAUUGGAAGAUCCUUGAAAGAAAAUGGUUUUCGAGUAUUAAACCUCAAAUCUUGAGGGAUCCUCUGAUCUGCCCUCUUAAAUUGUCUCCCAAUUCCCUCCCCACUGCCAAGAGACAAAUUUUGUUCUAAAUCUUCUGAAGAAACCGCUAUGCCAAUCAGCGCUUUGCCAUGGCUUUCAACACUGACAGGGUGAGGCGCAAGUAUUGUCGGAAUCCUUUAGUCUUUUAUCAGCGUACUCUGAUCUUGCCGAGUUUUCUUCUCUCUUGACUCGAAAAUUGCAAUGGAUGGGUCAGUGGCUUCUCUUUGAAGUCAUCUUUUCCAAAUGUGUCUCUUAAAGGAACGUAUUGAUGGCUCGGCGACAUCGUCGUAAUCUAGCAAAGUAUAUGAUUUGGUUAACAAUGCUUGAGAAUCCUAUCCAGUUCUAAGCCUCGGGUGUCAACUGUAGACAUGACAAGUGGGUAUGGCAAGCGACACAUGCAGCUAUUGUAAAUAACAAUAGUUUUGUAUGGCACGUAUGCUCAAUUUACCCUCUCCUUAAAUCAUAACAGUAUGUCACAAACUAUAGUUUCAAUUUGCUAUGAAAAGAAGAAGCUGUAAAAAGUUCUUCAUAGCGCAAAAUGUCAGCUAAGACACUAUAGCGGCACAGAUAACAAACAACAAAGAUCUCCCUGCGACAAAAAUCUUUCCUUGCCAAAGGAACUCAGCUCUGUAUUCCCUACGUGGCUUGAGAACCUGAAAGAUCGACAACCAGCAACGGAAUGGAGGAUAUUAUUGUCAAAGUAAUACUGACAAACCAAACAAACGAAACACACAUCAAUGUAUUUUUCUUGUCUUCCAUGCAAGAGACUUCGAAUCAAACUGAAAUGGCCAGGUGCAUGCUUGUCAAACUGGCAAGGACCCUAUCAGAACCACUGAUUUUGAUUGCCAAGUAGCGUCCACGGUAAAAGAAAAUCGUGUAGGUUAAAAAUUUUUAUGAGUGCAUUGAGAAAAUCCAAGAUUAGCGAUCAGGAUAUUCUGAACUGUGCGUAACGACUUUAACCGAACCAUGAUCACAGCGAACCUUUCAUUUUCAAAAAAAAGAAAAAAAAAACUGAGUACACACGCUGACAAAGAAUAGCCGGUUGUAAACACACUGAUGACAACUUGGGCAAAAAGGUGUUUUUCGAAUAUUUGGGCUAAACGAAAGCGACGUGAUCAGUAUAAUCAGGGCGGGGUUUCAUGAAGAGAAAAAAAAUACUGUUAUAGAACUGAUGAAAGUGCUAUUGCUCAUCGUGUUUUUUUCGGGUAAAUAAACGUUUAAUUGUUUGUAUCACGAUGCAGGAGUCAGGGUAAUCAAUCGUUUAUUGAUUGCAACGUUUCGACUGCCAUACUGCGUAUCUUCGUCAGGCGACAAGGUCGAAAGCUUACGUUUCGCCAGAAAAAAUACUGUGGUUUGAACAGGAAGAAGCAGAGCUUUCAUUUCCUAUCGGUAUAAAGAUAUGUAGGAAAGAAAUUUCAAACAAAGAAAAUCCAACCAACACACAGAGCGAACUGAAAAUUCACAAGGGUAAUAGAACGAUGAAAAUAUGACAUAAAUCAAUUUUUUUUUGUUGCUGUCUUAUGACUUAAACAAAUAUACUGUAGUUUGAAGAUGAGCGGCUUAAAAUAUUUCUAGUGAGAAAAAGUAUUCGACUAACACAUGACGAUAAGCAAAAAUAAAAAUAAAAAAAGAAAAAGAAGGGAGUUGACCAAGAAGCAUUGGAAAAUCUUUUAAAAACUAAUGUUUUCACCUGCAUAUUUUCUUUAAUGCGGAUGGUUUUAGUGAUACCAUGAAACACCUCCUUUAAGAAUGUUUUUAAUUAAGGCACGAUUCAUUUCUGUCAAAGGAAAUUUCAGAUAGGAAAGUGAUAAAAUGCGCAUUGGAAAGAACUUUCCUGGGCCUAAUUACCUACCAAGAAUCGCUUUAAAGUACCCAAGCUGACGUCAGCAAACUUGUCUAUAAAAAGGUGAUAAGUAUCGUUAAAAGUCGGUUUUCAAGAUAUAUUUUGACUAUUUGUGCCUAAAAAAGAGUGAGAGGUUUGAUCGAAUAGAAGACAGACAUGAUCAAGCUUGUCUGAUGUUUUUCAGGAAAAAAAAGAAAAUUAUAAUAUCAAUAAUCUAAACUGCAUGGUUGGGACAAGAUUCGGAGCUUUAGCAAAAUAAACCAAAAGCUUCAAUCAACCUAUUGAAAGUAACUCAGACAUUAAAGGCGGCGAUACAGUGCAAAGAAUAUUGUCUUAAAUUUCAUUUCAUUCACAUAUAUUGUGUUAUAUCACAACUAUAUACGGCUUUCUAUACAUCUUAAAUGAUGCUUUUCAGUAUUACCUCUUGAUAACAGGAUCCAUCUCAGACGAUAAUAAUUUCCUACCGGAAAGGAAACGUACUUUGUACAGGGAUUAGGCGAAAAGCAAUUUCCUGUUCAAAAAGAUCAUAAUGAUGACAGUGAAAAAGGAGAAGGCAUAAACAAAUAGGUAGAAAUAAAAUAGAAAUAUCAUUUGUCAAUUUUGAGGUCGACCGUCGUCUGAGGAAAGAUGGUGUUUGAGUCCCCAACGAGGAAUGGAAUAUGUAGACCAUCGAAUUUGUGCUCCGAUGCUCUUUCACUGAGCCACAGAGUCUCUAAAGUGAGCCUGGCAAAUACAACGUCCAUAUGAAAUACGCGUCCUGUCUACAGCUAGGAUCAGCAGUGUUGAAAUCGCCCUGUAAAUAAAAGAGAUACUAAUGUCUUUGUUAUUACCAAUUUUGUCUCUGCAGAUUAUGUACUCCGCCAUUCUUAUUUUUCCAUCAGUUAUAGGUAUUAAGAAUUCUUUUAAUUCAAACAGAAAUUCAGCUUAGGUUACUUUUCCUUCUCUGUUCUUUUCUUCGCUUUGAAAAUAAAUAAAUAAAAUGUGUAUUUAUGCUGUCCUUUUUCCCUCAAAACCUAAACCCGAUUCAAGACUAAAAUAACGAGAAUUCGUUAACAGCUCUCGUUAAAACUUCCCAGAAACGAUACCCAUACAAAGUGGACCGUUCCAAGACAGUUUCUGCUCAUAAAUAACUUCCGGGAACAAGGCUUUUGCUUUGUGACACCGUAGUCGCAAGAAAGGUGAGGAAACCAUUGCAAUAUGAUUGGAUCAGAAUCAAACUGUAUUAACAAAUUGCGAUCGUUUCGCUGACGAUCAGUGCUCAGUUGUUCAAAGAUUAGAUAAAAGUGUACUGCGGACCGAGGUAAAUGACUAUCCCAUGGAUAAAUGUUAACAACACGUAAAGUGCUAUCCUCCGAACAGAUAUUUAUCUAGUGGAUAGCGUCACCCCCCGCCCUUCGAACAACCGGCGCCAGUUCGCUAGUUUCGCUUUAGUGUUACAAAGCGUUCGGUGAUUUCAUCGACUUGUGAUCGACCAAUAAGUCAAGGGAGAGUUAGGUCGUUUCAGUGCAAAUUGAAAGUCGAUUUGAUACCUAACGACUCGUAGGUGAAACGACCGGCUGAGUGACGAUUCAGAGCAAAAGCGGUGGCCCGCUAACUAAGCCCAUCCCCUUUCACAACUAGGUGUCCGCCUAAAAGCCAUAGAAAUUAGAUGGCGCGAUCGAACCUACUCACUUCCAUGAUAUUAAUCUUUCCCUUAUUUUUUGUUGUCAUUCUUUGUUUUUGGUAUGAUGGUGUUGGUUUUCAUGUGACAUUCGUUUUCCUUCCGGGUUGAGACCAUGAUUGCACCACAUUUGAAGAAUUUUCUGUACAACAAUGGUCCGAAGUUUUGCAUUCCACAAUGUCUUGUGGACAACGGAGCCUGGUAUCACUCUCGUGUUGUAUUUCAAGCUUAUUUCAUUGACAACAAAGACUGCUCUUUCAAAGCGCUGCAGAUCCUGCCGUUUUUUAUUGAAAAUUUUGGACCAAAAUAGACUGAAUGUCCCAUUGAGUAUAGUAAAUUGGCUGUAGGAAACCGUUAUGAAUUUGACCAGAAAGCGAUCUAUUAUGACUAAAGAGCUCUUUCUGGAGAAGAUAGAAAAAAGCGCAUACUUUUAACAGGCUGAUUUCCGUGCUGCUAAAUUAAGCCUCUGUUUCGAACCGUGGACGGGUGCUUAUUCUAGGAUGAGAAACUGACUUUUUGUCCUUACGCAAGUAAGAAUCAGUUUAACAAUAAAUGUUUGUGAAAGUGAAGGCUCAUGGAAUACAGAAGUGGCCCAUCAGUUGAACAAGCCAAAUACUUUCCAAAUACUUACUCAACUACUUUCCACAAAAAUAUGGAAAGAACUUGACCGGUUCCUCCUUCGAACGUUAAAGACUUUUCUGAUCGUCACCUCUCGUCACUCGUUUUAAUGCUUGCUUCUAAAAAGAUUGUUUAAGGCGUCCUCCGUAAACCUCGUUCAUAUAGAAAGAGAAAGUAAUGUUUUCACCGACAUUCUUUCCCUGAUGUGGAUGGAUCAGCUGCUUUGCGACGCCGUAAAUUUAUGUGAGCAAAGUGAGGGGCCAUCGCAAUGGGAUUGUAUCAAAAUGAAAUUUUAUUAAUGGACAUGGAGCAAGCUCCUUUUGAUGCGAAGACCGCUAGAUAAGACUGAUGCUUACUGCAUUAAUCAACAAGGCAGAGGCAAUUGUGUUAGCUCAGUCUUUCGUAAGAAAUUAAAAAAAAAAUAAAACAUCAAUUGUUGUUACUCACUCUUGCAGAUAAAUUAUGGCAUUGAAAUUACAAUAAUAGAUAAUGCUCUUGUUUCAUAGAAAGGACGCCAAGGUCCCCUGACGAGGCUGUUUUUAUCGUUUCAGCUUUAAGAAGGAAACUGGCUAAGUUUCAGAGCUAGUUUGAUAAAUAGCUGAAAGGCUUUCCUUCUUAGAUUCUUCAUUUAGUACAGAGCGAGAGUUUCGAUAACCGACGUUUGCUUAGUUCAUUUGGAGGUAAGUGUUACACAACACGGGUAGAUGGCGUUCCUGAAAUCGUAAAUAAUAAUUUCGUCAACAGGGUCUUUCACAAACAUCAAAUAGUGUCGAGUAAAAUGACAAAACAUUUACCCAAAUGCUACAUGCUAUCGCAAACGUCUGCAUGUCAUCAAGUGAAACAGUUUUUAAGCCUGUUGCAAAAUUUUGUAAUUGAGGUCAGGUGAUCGCGCUAUGAGAAAUUUGCAUUUAUGUUCUUUGCGAAAUGUUUAUCGAUGUAUUGUGAUCACCCUUCUAAUGACGAUUCCAUCAUGCGAUGGAAUUGCAAGUUGCACGCCAUCUAUUGGAAUGACCGAAACAAGUCGCUGUCAUCUGUACAUUUGUAACAAAGUAAGCUUUGCAACGGUAUGGAGGUUAAUUCACUUUUAUAAGCAAUUAACAUUUAAAAUUUAUUACCUUGCAGUGAAGAGGAAAUCGUGUUGAGGAAUUUGGUACUGUGUUAAAAAAUCUGUUCUGUUCGGUUGUACAUAGAGGUGUUGUUAGUUGUUGAUUAAUCUUUGCGGUCACAGUGUUGCACAGACAAUUUCAUUUAUUUAUUUUAAUCAUUGUUGUGCAGCUCCGAGUCCAAAACGGCGCAACUUGCAUAUUAAUGAUUCAUCAUGAUGAAAUAUACAGAGGCCUGUUUCUACAUUUCAGAAGAGUCAGAACCCAAAAUUACGGCAGUCACACGACCGAAAAAUUCCUUUGAACAGUCAACCAUGGCAAAAAAGUUAAAAAUUACAAAAUGACAUUUACUGAGUCAGUAGCCAGCUUUGAGCUUCAGAUUAUCUAUUUUGUUUGGCAUUUAUCUGUACUGCUUCAGUAAAGCGCUCGUGUAAAUGAAUGAGCUGCGCAGGAAGCCCACACAAAGUUUCGAAGCAGAUUAAGUAAUUUCAAAGUGCAUGGGCAUUACUUAACUGCACAUCAAGAAUUUUACUGUUACUACGGGUUACUAUUUGCAGAUUUCUAAGCUUGCUGCAAAAUGUUGAAGUACGUGGAAUCGAGAUCGCCAAUGGACAAUAGCUACCACAGAACUGACGGCGCAGCCACUGUUGGGAUUAUUCCCGAACCCAACCGAGCGGGCAGUCUCGGAAAAUCACGAGGUUGGCUCGUGAAUCUGCUUAUCAUCGGCCUUCCGGUCUUGAUUUGCAUCAUCCUCCUCCUAAUUUUCAUGUUUGCUACAAGUAUAGACCGAAAACCACCUUAUGUGUCCACUAGGUGCAUUCUCUCUGCGGAGUCAAACAGCUCCAAACUGACAGCGACUCUGAAGAAAAUUCAAACAGAGUAUUUCCGAGUGUUAUGGCCCGAGAAGAUAUACAGGAAACCUGGAGUAAAGCCCGAAGAAAUUCGAGCGACGUUCCGACCGUGGGACCCGAGCCCGAACACUAUUAAGAACAAAACAGACACGGCAAUGAAACUACUUUCAGAACUGAAUUCUUUAAAGAUCAACACGACGUUACUAAAGAUUCGAGAAAGAAAGGCUGUUCACGUUGCUAAGGCAAUAUUACUGAAUAAUAACGACUGGGCGCCUUUAGGACAAAAUUACUACGCGGGGGACUGGAUGUUAGGACCUGACGUUUUCUGUUGGCAACCUAUUUGCCAGGUAUACGCACAUCUGAGUGCAGUGAUCGGGUAUUUCAAGCCACAUAAUUUAACUGAUUUGAAAAAAUUGGACGAGCUCUUUGAUCAGGUCAACGAGACAUUCGAGACAUACAUCGAAAACUUAAAACUGGGCGUGCGAACUGGGUACGUGCGAAACAAAGAAGCUUGUGAGGUUGGCUUGCACAACUUGCAGUACCUUUUUUAUCGAAAUAUUGCUCUGGAAAACGAAACAGGUGGGGAUCUUUUUUAACUCAUCUACAGUUGUUGCAGAGAAGUUGUCGGAAAAAGUGAACGGGACAAAUACAGAAGGCAUUGUGGGUAGUUUUCAGGUCACGGUUCUUUGACCAGUGUCUCAGUAUUCAGAGAAAUUUGAGAAAACAUCGCUUUAUCGAAGGGGCAUAGCGAAUUUGAUUAAUUUCUUUUGUUCGUAGGACUGACUUUUUAUUCUAAAAUUGAUGAAAAACGUUAGGGAGAAAAAGAACGAGCUGACCCUGCUGAAUGACGAAAACGAUGGAAGCUUAACGCAAGCAAAUUCGAGUGCUCUAAAGAAAAAUGUUUACAACGUAACAUUCUAUCGUUCUGUUCCUUUCAUAUCCAAGUGCAUGUCGGUAUUUAUCCCCUGUUGAUUGGUCCUUGUCCAAAUUUAUUUGUUUACUUAUGAAUGGUUGUUGAUUACCGGAUACCCAGAUUGCCUUUCGCGCGACUUAGUCCCUUUUUCCGACCAACCAUUCUAUAAACAGCUGUACACAAUGUGCAAGGGACUACAAUAUGAUCUUUUAGAUUUUUGCGAUAGGUUAGCCCGUUAUUAAUCAGUUCUUUCUCUUCCAUGCUGGCAGUUUUCUAUAAUCUCCAUGUCCAACUGGGUCCGCAAAGAACAAAUUUUCUUUGAAACAAGGUCUUCACACGACUACUUUCUCGUCUUCUUCUUUUACAGAGCUUUAUUUUGAAAAACUAGCUUUCAAUUGGAUCUCCGCUUUUGCCGAAAGUCGCUCUCUGGUGUGAUGACCCACAUUCCAUGUUGGCAAAUUCAAUCAAAACUCAGUAAUUUCAAAAUGCAAUGACGAAGGGUGCAAUUCGAAGCAUUACUAUCAGGUUUUUAUACACUGAUUAGAGUGCGUCUGGUAUCAUUCAAAAUCUUCAUCAUUUCACAUAUAUCUUUCGUCAUAGGUGUCUUCAAAGAAGCUUUCUCAAAUAAGAUUCAAUCUGACGAAUUUUACGACAAAUUGUCCAAGAGUGACAAGAAAAAAUGGAAAGACGAAUACAAAGAAGAUGUUGCAGCUUACUUCAAGCGCUCUCUCGUAACGAAGAUUGGAAACGCGACUAUAAAAAUGCUACGGUUUGUUUCACAUCUUUCCCCUAUCAUGUCGGGUCUGUUAAAUAUGAGCAACACAUAAAUACCUAUUUGAUUCGUAAAAGAACUUUGAGCUAUUUCUGGAUUUGAUUACAAUUCUGAAAUUUCUCAUCCCACUGCAAAUAUUUUUGCAGUCCUUUGAUCAGAGCUCUGAGUAAGGGAAAACAACAACUGAUGAAGCUACAACCAAUCACUGAAAAGCUCAGCAACUCAAGGAACCAAUUAGAACUACAAGUAAAUACAUGAAAACGACGUUAAGCACCGGAAAACGCGAUUUUCCGGGUCACAAGUUUUCAAGACCAAUUUUAGAGCGUAUUUUUACCCCUGUUUCCACCACAUCGGGGAGGGGGAGGACCACCUUAUUUGUCCUACACGGAUAUGUGCCAAAGUAAAAUCAAUGCAAUGUUAAACUGCUCCAUUUUUUAUUUUCCACACCAGAUAUAUGAAAGGAGAACACCUGAGCAACUGCGCCCCAGAGACAGUGGUCAGCGGUCUAGAAAAAUUGCCUCUAUCUUAUGUGUACAAAAACUUAGCCGCUGACACCAACCAACCGGCAAUGCAGAAACUCCCCACUAAUGAGCCACUCCAGGGAAGUGAUACAUACAAGUCUCUGAUGAGAUUUUUUACAACAUUUGAUAUCACGCCAGAGAAGCUAAGGAAAAUGACUCAAGAACGUUUGAACGAACUAUAUCCACAGGUAAACUUUAAGAGCCCAGUACACUAUGCUGUUUCAUCGACAACUUGUGAUAAACUCAGGUAGUCAUAUCUCCUCGACCAUAUGGUGACACAAGAAAAUUUGCAAAGGCAAAAUAUGUUUGCGCAAAUUAUUAGGCGAGACUGUUGUGAAACUAAACUUAUAUUGUACGUUACCUGUGGAAAAUUUCUCCAACGGUUAUUCCUCGAAAACUAUACUUGUUACUUGUCGUGUUUAUUUUCGGAAGCUCCUCCGUAGGAUAGAGGGAGUAGUAACAUUCAAAAUAGCAGAAUCGGAAGUCGAAGGAGGAGUGGCCUACACUGUUGUCUUUUGAGGACAUGACAGGCUUCAAAAUACUCAUAAAAAGCCCCCCCUCCCCUGCCCCCUCAGUAAAGUUCACUACUUCCAUAUUACAAAAACGUAAGGUAACGUAAGAGUUUUUUUCUCUCUAAACAAUAAACCAGGCUGAGAAACUGGCUCAAGAUUACACUGGUAUCAAGAACAACGUGUCUGCCAUCAACGCUUUUACAAGACAAAUGCAGGACCAGGAAAUGUACUUUAACGACAAACCCUUCCCUGAUAAUGAGACUAGCAACGAUGCCUUUAUCAAAUGUUAUGACGACGCAAGCGCCAAGGCUUAUUGCCCCAAACGAUACAAAGCAAUGCAAGCUUGGAUAAAAAAUUCAAAAGAGGCAAGUAGCUUUGGAAGGCUGUUAAGGAUGAGUGACAAUUCAGAGCAAAAGCGAUGGUCCGCUAACUUAGCCCACCCACUUGCUCAAUUAGGUUUUCCCCCCUAAAAGCCAUAAAAAAUAAGAAGCGCGGUUGAAUCUGUUCACUUUCAUGAUACUAAUCUUUUCCUUACUUCGUUUUUGUUGUUGUUGUUGUUGUUUUUUUAAUACCGCACUCGUUUCUUACAUGAAUUCUUUAUUCCCGCAGGUUGAGAACAUAAUCAAACCAUAUUUAAAGAAUUUUUUAUAUGACAGUGGUCCAAAGAAUUGUAUUCCAAAAUGUCCUGUGGACAUCAAAGCCUGGUAUCAUCCUCAUUCUGUAUUUCAAGCCUAUUUCAUUGGCAGCAAAGACUGCUCAUUCAAAGCGCAGCAGAUCCUGCCCUUUUUUGUCGAAAAUUUUGGGCCAAAAUGGACUGAAUAUACCACUAUGAUACAUGAAUUUGCGGGACAUCACGUCGAGGUAAGCCUUAGCUUAGACACCUAAUCCACCGCACACCCAAUAACGGUCUCCAGAACGGGCUACUCGACGCGACAAAUCGCUUCCACAAAUCUUUCCUUUAUACUCCAUUUACUAGAUUUUAGAAAGGGUUACGCGAGGCAACAAAUGGCCGAGACGUGCCUUUCUUUCAUAAAGUCGAUAUUUUUUUUUUAGUAUGAAUCACAUGUUGCGUCAAAUCGACGCAACAUGUCGCGAAAGUCGUGGGAUAGUGUAGCAACGAGGGUUUGCUUUGUGUGUUACAACCAAGAUUGUGAACAUUCUGUGCAAAUAACAAAAUUUCGCGCUUGAUCUGAAACCACAACUUGUGAUCUCUUGGCUCAUGACAUAGCCCUCGGAUUUUAGUGACAGAGAAAGGGGAGUCAAAUUGAGAUACAUCUUUUAGUAGAAAAGACAAACCAAUACUGAGACAGCCGACACACACUGAACACAUUUGAGAGAGGAUUUCAUUUGUCUCUGAUCAAAGCUCGAAGCAGUAUCAACCAAACGAAAAAUUUCGUUUUGUUGUGAUGUACGGUGAAUAGUUUUCACGUUGUUUCACUACCAUUGCUGAUAAGUAUUGGACUUUGCUACGCGCUUCGAACUCUGCUAUAAAAUAAUUUAACAAGUAAUAUGCACGUUAUGUUUCACCGCCAGGUUCAAAGCUUCAGAGAAUAUUUCCAAAGUGACUGUAAAGACCCAAUGGCUUGGUUAAACGCCCCAAACUACUUUGUAGCUAUAACAGAAGGCUGGGCUGCUUAUGCAGAGGACCAGCUUUAUCCAGAGGACACAACACUUUACAGCUCUAAAACAAACAAAACAAUUCUGCGUCAGAAAUAUGGCAUGUUAUAUUAUCAGGUAAGUUUAUUUGCUAUGGAGGGGGAACGGCAAACAUACGUGUAAGGAGUGGAACCUUGCUUGUGAAGAAUUUGACUUAAUCUGAACAAGAGCAAAUCACUAGAAUUGUAAAACUUAUGCACACCAGUUGCAAAACGUGAAAAAUACAUAAUUUUUUAAAGGACUCAAUAACUUUGCAUGAUUUAUUCUUUGCAGUUACUUCACGCCCUCAGAGCUAUGGCUGACAUCGAUUUACACUUCUAUGGGAAACAAGUGAGCGAAAUACGAGAGUUGUACCGCAAGUACGUAUGGGAAGAUAAUAACAACCAAGUCAACAAAGACAUACGACGAAUACAAAGCAUGCCAGGAUUUGUAACGAGUUACAUGAUUGGUCAUUUGGAAAUUGAACGUGUCAGGAAAAUGGCCGAGAAGGAGCUGGGCAACGAAUUUUCGCUGAAAGAUUUUCAUUACGAGAUUUUCCGUGAAGGAGAAUUUCCGUUAGAUUAUUUAGAGGAACAUAUUACAGCAUACAUUGCUUGCAAGAAAAAUCCCACUCAAAUUGGUUGUAGUGAAAUGAUAUGAAUUUGACUACAAAGUGAUAUAUUUUGACCAAAGAGCUUUUUCAGGAGGACGUAGAGUAAAGCGCAUAGUUUUAAAUACCAUUUCCGUGUUUUUCAAGCCUGUUUGGGGAACGAGGGCAAGUGCAUACUCUUUGAUAAGAAUCUGGUUUGUUGUUUUUGAGUAGAUACGACUCAUUCCGACAUACUAAACUGAGGUUCGGCAAAAAGGCCCAAUAAAAAAAAAAAGGAUUCGUGGGAACCCAGAAAUGGCCCACUCGGUUGAAAAAGUCAAAAAUGUUGAAAGUUCUCGACUGGCUCUCCUUCUUAAGUGAGAACUUUUUCUUGAUCUCUUAUCACUUUUUAUCAAUCAAUGCUUUCAAAAACUGUUUGAAAAUUAUUUGUCAACGAUUUGAUUCAGACCAAUUUUGAAAAGGAGAUUGCUUUUGAAAAUGUCUACGCAAAUUAGGCUUUAGCUUUUUAAUUUUAUUAAAACUGUUUAGUUUUCUGUCUCGUAGAUAUUCGUCAAUAAUAUGAUGCAUUAUAUUUACUGUUAAUAAAGAAAAAUUUAAUUUAAAGAAGAUGAGUCUUAGAAAGUUAAUUAUGGCUUACAAUAUACCUUCACCUCCAACAGUCACAAUGUAACCAGGUGGCCACAGCUUAUUGGGGUCUAGGAACGAAAUGCGAUGACCAUUUUUGUAUAGGUAACAACAUGAUUGCGAGUGUAAUUUGGUGUUAAUAAAUACGAGUAAACUUUCAAAGACAAGCGCUUAAUUACACUAAUUUGCACGAGAAAUCAUUUUGUUACUUGUUAAUAAAUUUACAUGAAAAAGCAUCGCAGAAAGUAAAGACGCGUACUAUUUAUAAUUUGCAGUCGUGUUACAACUUUGCACUCUUGUUACAUGAAAAAUGCACUCGUUUUCAGCCAAUCAGACGCGUGUAAUUUUCUCAUGUAUAUCAUUAGGUACAUUAAGUAACGUGUCCAUUGAAAUCUAGAAUGCAGGUAGAUAUAUUCAAAUCAGUAAAGCAGUAAAUUCUUAUGUCUCUUUACUUUGCUUCGUGUAAAAAAAAAUUAAAAACUUAG
Messenger RNA from Pocillopora meandrina, 23657 nucleotides. The record is from the annotation of a GenBank genome assembly. NCBI's taxonomy places the organism in Eukaryota, Metazoa, Cnidaria, Anthozoa, Scleractinia, Pocilloporidae.